This is a messenger RNA of Lactuca saligna, 849 nucleotides long. The record is from the annotation of a GenBank genome assembly. Lineage: Eukaryota; Viridiplantae; Streptophyta; Magnoliopsida; Asterales; Asteraceae.
AUGAAAAAUAAAGGAGGAUUUCAAGAAGAGAAUGACUUGAAUGAAUUUUUUAACGAAGCCUUUGAGGGGAAUGAGAAUGUGGAUGGUACUGAUUGGAUGCCAAGCCCAGUGAUCCAACAAUUCGGUAGUCCAUGGAAAUCAAAUCGAGUAAACGAUGAUGAUGAUGUUGAUAAUCCACCGGAGUUUGAUCGUAGAAAACAAAAACAAAUCGUGAAGAAGAAGAAGAAAAAGAAGGUUGUUGUUAACAACAUUGUGGAUGCGGAAAAUCAUAUACCCGGGCCUCCUAUUGCAAAACCAAGUCAUCCGUGGGAAGGAAGUGCAAUCGGAAAUCCGUUUGACCCAUUGGAUGGAUGUAAAUCUUGGCUAGAAGUUGACCGUAUAAGUACUUAGAGAGCUAUGGACGGACACGUUGUCAUUGAAUUUGUACGACAGCUUGCGAUCUUUUGGCGCCGUGAAUAUUAUUGAUUUUGUGCGGUUUGAAGAACUUAUGGACCGCAUCUUGAUGGACAUUGGCUAUUGGAACCACAUGGAUUUGCCUGUUCAGAAAGCAUCCAUUACGGUUACGGAUGUUACGGAUGUGCCCCAACAAGAAGGGAUGUUUGGAGAGUGCGGUGUAUUUAUGUUGAUGUGCAUGGAGCAGCUUGUUUCAGGUCUACCGAUUGGUAUAUCGACGGCACAUGUUAUUGCUGCUACUCAGUUUUGCACUAGGAUGGCCAUGAUAUAUUAUGGAUCUUCUAGAAAGGCAAUUUUUAGUUAGUCCAAUUUGUAGGUUUUUAGUGACAUUUAAUAUGUAUUGUUUCAUCACGAUUGGUAAACAUUAUAUUUUCGUUUAUGUUAACAAAAUGUCCC